ACAGAGAGGGCACGCACCACUUGGGACCCCUACUCCUCUCCACUGCCACUUCAGCCUUUGUCUUUCGCCCACUGCACUUCCAGUCCUUUAGCUCCUACUUCACCCUCUUCAUCUCUCUCCUCUCCCAACGCAAAAACAGGCGCACGCCAGCCGAUCUAAAGCCAAGCAGGAAGAAUCCGAAUUUGCUAGCGUUUAGCCCCGUUCGAGCUCGAGCCAAGAUCCCCACACUACCAUGGAUAUCGCCAUUCAGCACCCCUGGUUCAGACGCGCCAUGGGCUCCAUAUACCCCGCCCGUCUCUUUGACCAGUUUUUCGGUGAGGGCUUGUUUGACUACGACCUGUUUCCCUACACCGCCUCCACCAUCAGCCCCUACUACAGGCACUCGCUGUUCCGCAACUUCCUGGACUCGGCCAACUCCGGCAUGUCUGAGGUGAGGUCUGACAGGGACAAGUUCACAGUCUUCCUGGAUGUGAAGCACUUCUCCCCCGAUGAGCUCUGCGUGAAGGUUUGCGACGACUACGUGGAGAUCCAGGGCAAGCAUGGAGAAAGACAGGACGACCACGGUUACAUCUCUCGUGAGUUCCACCGCCGCUACCGCCUCCCCUCCAGUGUGGACCAGUCGGCCAUCACCUGCACCCUGUCCGCCGACGGCCUCUUGACCCUGUGUGGCCCAAAGGUGACCGGUGGCGGUGACUUCGGCCGCGGUGACCGCAACAUCCCCGUCACCCGCGACGACAAGACCAAUGCCGCACCCUCCUCUUAAGAAGACGGGCGCGAGGCGUGCUGCCAGGCCAGGUGGCACCAGGGCUGCGGGGCUGUGGUUGGGGUGUCGACGGGUGGGAGGGGUCACGCUGAGGUGGGCUUAUAUUCCAAACAAAACAGCCGUGUGGCUGAGGAUCGGGUUGGGGGUCACUGAACAACACCCCCCCCCCCAGACUCCUUCCCACUACCACGGCUUCCCCACCCUCAUCACCCUAUCCUAACCUCUCCCUGACUCCACAUAAAGGAUAUCAGUGUAUUUCUAGCCUUGUAUUUCUCUCCCUUGUUAGACGGCAAUAGACUAUUACGACAGCAUUAAUAUUCUCGUUACGAUUAUGAUGAUUAUGACCGACUCAUGAGGAUGGAUAAAGAGAGGGAUGGUCGGGGCUUCGGGGGAGAAUUUAAAAGUAUACAGAAGGUUUAAAGAGAGGGUCGCAUGACUUAACCCUGGCUUUCUGUCCUGUGAUAAACAGAAAGCAGUUACCCUGGCGUACUGUGGGUAAUCAUUCACCCGGUGAGGGAGCUGCUCUUCAUUACUGUACUGAGCAACUCUUCCUGAAAGAAAGGAUAAGGGGGGGUUUGGGUUAAGUACAUACCACGACCUGGUCCAAUAGGACUUUUGUAUUAGCCUUAAAAAGGGGUUCCAUUAUUGGGAUUACACCACCCAUCUGGCUCAUUUUCCAUUCCUGUUGCGACUUGUUUCCAAAUCCUUUUCUUUUGUCUUUGAACAUUUCCUGUCCUGUAGUGUUAGCCCUGUUCAACUGAUAUCUGCUCAUUACCUGACAAGUCUACUAAAAAGUACAUACAAUAAAGCUGUACGAUUAACCAAGAAA
Molecule: messenger RNA, 1592 nt
Organism: Esox lucius (northern pike)
Lineage: Eukaryota; Metazoa; Chordata; Actinopteri; Esociformes; Esocidae
Gene: cryaa
Product: crystallin, alpha A
Exons: 3
Coding region: 233-763 (176 amino acids)
Biological process (GO): response to heat; protein refolding; lens development in camera-type eye
Molecular function (GO): protein folding chaperone; structural constituent of eye lens
Source: RefSeq, a predicted model, not a curated record